Punctularia strigosozonata HHB-11173 SS5 is the source of this 462-nucleotide messenger RNA. RefSeq lists its product as uncharacterized. The record is from RefSeq and is a predicted model, not a curated record. The coding region runs from base 1 to 462 and encodes 153 amino acids. The transcript is spliced from 3 exons. Lineage: Eukaryota; Fungi; Basidiomycota; Agaricomycetes; Corticiales; Punctulariaceae.
AUGGCUGUUCGUAAAAAGAUAGGCGAUGAGUUCAGGAAGCUCAGGUCUCCCCCCGAUAACGCUCGGGAUGAGGGCGCUUCCUCCCAGCCCCUGGAUCUCGCAACAGGCACGAUAGGCGCGAUGGAUGUCGACGAACCGCAGGCGACCGGAACCUCUCAACCACACCAGCGGACUAACGACAUCGGCUCGCCUCAGGAUGAUCUGACUAAACACUCAGGUCGCGCAAUCGCAGAAGCCGGAGGAUAUCGAUCAUCGGAGCAGACCGUCGCGCGGCGAGCCAUUGAUGAGGCCAAGAAAGAGGUCGCCACCAUGCAAUCUGAUACACUGGUGGAACGAGGCGCGGCGGCAGUCGACGAACGGAAAGACCUGGCGCAAGGGCUGGCCUCGUCACCAAAGCAAUGGGAAUCGUUGUUCAGGCGUCUUAAGCAGUUCACAGAGCUUGUCGACAGAUUGCCGAGGUGA